ACCGCGCCAGACUCACUCGACUUGUAACAACGGGCUCAUCCAGCGACAAUGUCCGACAACCCGCCACAAGAGGGCCAGGGCCAAGCUCAAGCCCAGCCCCAGCGCAAGCGCGACAUUGCAGCCGACAUGGCCUCCAAGCUCUACAAGCUCAGCCUCGAGAAGGGCGAGCAGGCCCUCGCGGCCGGCGAAAUAGCAGUCAAGCAUGCCGCCGGGCUUGGGCCACAGCCCAACGUCGUGCCCGUCGCCACGCCCGACGUCCAGGCCAGCCCAAGGCAGGUCAUGGUCGGCUGGCACCCGGUGCCGGGCGCCAAGUGGUUCUCGGACUCGGGCAUCGGCAAGCUCAUUACCGAGAAGAUCAACAAGUAUCCCGAUCCGACGCAGCACUGGGCCGUGUUGGUUGGCGAGUAUGCGCACCAGCUGUGGAUGGACGAAAACUUCCACAUCAUCUACACGAACGCGCGGGUCAAUCUCGACGAGUGGCACAUGUUCCCUGUGGGCAGGACGCACUUCAACGACGAUGCCGUGCGGAGAACUGCCGAACACGUCAUCGGGACAAUGCGCUCAGAGCGCCCAAUGUACAACCUGAUCUCCAACAACUGUCAGACGUAUGCUCUGCAGCUUCUCGACGCGAUCAAGGCCGGUGGUGGCCACCGCUUCCCGACCACGCUCGCUGUGUGGAAGCAGCUACUGGGGCCCGGCAAGGUCGAGGACCUGUUCAACCCCGACCACCUGCCAGAAGUCGAGGGCCCCGAUACAGUCUCGGCAGCCCAGAAAGUCAUGGACGCGGAGACGACGCAGCUCGACUCGCAUGAGCAGCACGCCAAGCUCGUAGGUGACGGUGGUGUGCCGGGCGACAUUACGGCCGGGGGUGAGACACCGGCCCUGCCUGCGCCUGGCGACGUGCCGGCUGUUGUCCCCGGCGGUGAAGGGGCAGCAGCGGGGGCGACAGACGUGCCGUUCACAGUACCUGCUGGGGAGGCACACGACGGUGUCGUGCCCGACCCAGACGCUACUCCAGGGCCGGAGGCGCCGUCCCCAGCCCCGGCCCAAGAGCCAGCCCCAGCCCCUGCCCAGGAAGGCGAGAACGGAGACAAGGAGCAGAAGGGCGAGCAGAAGGACGGCGCUGAUGCCGAGGGGGGCGAGCAGCAGCAGGAGAAGAAGAAGAAGGGCGCCUUUUCACGUCUCUUGCAAGCUGUGCGCAAGUAACGACCUAAUAGUGCGCGUACUCACGGUUGCGCAAGAGCAGCGGCGGCUGACAGCCGCUGGACAUACAUAUAAUACAUGUGAUGAUAACUGGC
Molecule: messenger RNA, 1298 nt
Organism: Vanrija pseudolonga
Lineage: Eukaryota; Fungi; Basidiomycota; Tremellomycetes; Trichosporonales; Trichosporonaceae
Exons: 4
Coding region: 49-1206 (385 amino acids)
Source: RefSeq, a predicted model, not a curated record